AUCCCAGAAUGCUGCGAUGGACGCGGAAGGACGUUAACGCAGCUCAUGUGUGUCUCAGCCCUUUUCUUUUGACUGGUCGGUGGUACUAUCAACGUUGCCAAUCGCCUCCCCACCCCCGGCCUUAGGCACAAAGAAGCCAGUUUCACAUAGCUUUCGAGUUAUGCUUCCUCGGAAAAAAAAUCCCCUGUUCGUAUGUUUCAGUUAUCACCAAAUCCUUGUCCCGGAAAAGUGCCAUCGGUUAUAUUUAAUUGUGGCAAGCUGGCAUCCCUCUGCUGUGUAGGAAAACUACAUUAGAGAUAAGAAGGCCUUAGGAAGACAUGUCAGCUCUUUGGCCAAAGAAGCUUAUAAGAUAUUCCCCUGAGGCCGAAAUACACUCCAGCUCAGCCAUGAGAAAGAAGGCAACUGUGAGCAGCAUGCAUCGGUUUAAAACUGAGGACACAGACACACAGCAGUGGGACAGCAGGACAUCAGCAGUUGCAAGUGACGUAGAACAGGAUGACACAUCAAGCAGCGUGGUUUCACCAGAAACCGCAGCAGAAAGCCUUUCUCCGACUGCUAUCUUGACUAUAACAAAGCUUAGAUGCCAGCUCGAAAGCAAACAAGAACGGAUCAAUUACCUUGAGAAACAGGUUGAAGAUCUCCAGCAAGAUCGUAAUUUUCUUCGUGCACAAAUUGAAAACUUAACAAGGAGUGCCAAGCAAUCAGAGGAAACUAAACCAAGGAAAAGGUCAAGGACAGCUUCCAGUAGCUCUGCAUUUAGCAAUGACAGUGGUUCGGACAUAUCUUUUACAUCCGUAUCAUCAGGCACUUCAAGUGAAGCAAAGAAGAGAAGGCAUCAUAAAGAUAAAAGACGGGGAAAAAAGUCAAAAGACUAUAGCAGAAAAAGAGCCACUGGUGUGCAGUACGUUAUUCAUCGAUACAAGCAAGUAUUAUCGACUUUCAACAAAAAGAAAAGCAUGAGUGGAGCUUUUCGGCAUUAUGGUAUUGAUAGAAACACCAUAGCCAAUACUGCACCGAUAGCAGAACUGCAUCUUGCCGCUAAGGAAAUGCUGGGUGUGGUUGGACUCUUCAAUCCACGAGAAGAAACUCUGGUGAAAUAUGCACAAAAAUGUGCCAAUCUCAUAGAAAGUGAUGAGAACUUAUCCCGUAAAAUUGAGUUAAUGAAAGCUACUGGAGAACUGUUACCCAUAACAGCCAAAAAACCCAAAAUGCACUGUAUGAUGUAAAGCAGAAGAAAAGGAUUAUUGAAAUCCGUAUGACUAUCCAUUUAUGCAUCUACAGUAUACAUUUUUUUAGAUGUUUUGAAACAAAGGAGGAGAAGAAAUUGAAAGACUAAGACAUUAGGGGAAAGAAAUAAAAGUCAAUCUGUUUUGUCCCUUUAACUUUACAUAAUGCCUUUCUUGGGAACAUAGUAUUGUUGAAAAAAAAAACACCGGCUCAAAAAGCAGAAAAGUGGAUUUAUUAAAGAAAUUAAUUUUAAUAUGGUUUCAUAUCACCUAAUGAGAUAAUGUAGAAUAGUCAUGGAUGGCCCCGCAGUCCUUAUCUUGUUACAUAAUGAAAGAACAAUGAUUGUGAGUAUUAAACAGUUUUUCUGAAGAAAACACCUAAGCAUGCCUUCUUUUGGCAUUUUAAGUACUCAUCCCAUAUUUGAUUAAAUAUAUCUGAAUUUUUCUUUGUUUUGUUUUUUUAGAAAGCAGUGGGGCAUGAUUUAAUUCUCACAUUGAACAGGUGCAUUUGAAAUGACAAAGGAUUGUAUUUGAAUCCUGUUUCCUGUUGUAUUUUUAAGAAAUUCAGUCUUACGUUCACACUAUUCUGAAAUGGCAUGAAGUAAGUGUUUUAUAUUAAUGUAUAACUGUAGAUACCUUUAAGGACACUAGUGGUCAUAGAUCUGUGUAAAUAUUUUUGUCUGUCCUUAAAUUGUAUUAUGAACUUUAAAAAGUGUUGUGUUAAUGAAUAUUGUUGCUACUGGAGCAAGUGAAAUAACACUCAUAAUAAUCAACUUUAGCAGUUAUGUCAUAAGGAAUAAUAACUAGGGAAUGUGCAAUUGGCCAGAUAAGACACACUACAUAUAUCAUAAAAAAUGAAAAUGCCAGGAUUACUUACUUAGCAUAUCAUUACUUGCAAAUCCCAGCUCUGCCGGUUUGCUUUCCUGCUGUGUCUGUUCCAGUCUUUUACCAAUUUGUAGCCAAAAUCUGUACUUUAGGCUGAAUGUGUUUGUGUUUGUGUGUGUGAGCGUGUGUGUGUAUGUGUGUUUAUUUUAUUUGAAUGGUUCCCAUGGGACAUUGUUUUAUUACAUAUAUAAUUACAUUUUGUAAGGAAGCAACAAGUUGCUUUUUGUUGUCAUUUUCAUGAAAAGUGUUGCUAAAUUAUGUGCGUUUGCACAAUUUAUAACAACAUUUUCCAAUUACUGUGAGAACUAUAUUUAAAAUGUUUUUUUUUUAUAUUUAUUUUUCUAUAAGUAUGACUCAUAAUUUUAUAACUAAUUCAGUAAUAGUUAAAAGGCCAGUUCUUAAAACAAAGUAACAGUAUGCUAAUUUUUUCUUCUAUAUGUGUUACUCUUACACUUUUUAUUACAUUAUGUAAAAAACACUUUAGUUGGCUUUUUACAUAAUGCAAUAAAAUCUCAAACCACACAGUUCAAAUUUCUGUCAUUGAUAUUGUUUUGCAGUGGCAAUAAAAUAUAUGAAUCUUUGGGAGUUACUUGAUUUUUUUUAAUUGAAAGGUCUGAAAAUGUGAUACGAUCUUCAUCUAAGUCAUAAUAUGCUUAAACUGACACACAAACAAUGUUAAAUCUUUCAUGUCUUUGUUGAACACACCCAUCAAACUUUCCAAAAGUGACCCCUUGGAUUUAGUAACCUCCUUUGGCAUGAGUAACCCCCAACAAACGCUUCUGAUAGCUCCAAAUCAGACCUGCCCAACGUUCAGGAGGAAUUUUGGACCAUUCCUUAUUACAAAACUGCAACACCUCAGCCAUGUUCUUGGGAUGUCUGGUGUGAGUGCCUCUUUUGAUGUCACUCUACUCCAUUGGGUUAAAGUGUGAGCCCUAACUGGGCCAUUCCAAAAGGUGAAUUGUAUUUGUUUGAAGCUUUUCUGUUUUAGAUUUACUUCAAUGUUUAUUUUGGUAUUUUUUGGUAUUGGGUACACUGUAUUAAUCCCCGAGGGGAAAUUGUCUUUUCGCAUGAUGUUUAGGGACAUUGAUUUGUUGCAUCACCCAACUUCUUCUGAACUUGAACUGGCGGAUGUGUCAGGGUGUUAUUCUGUAGGGUACCUUAAAAAAAUUGGGGAUUCAUUUUCCUGCUCAAUGAUGGCAAGCUCUCCAAGUCCCAAGGCUUAGACAUCAUGAUGCUCCCUCCAACAUACUUCAACAUUGGUUGCAGUGCCCUUUUUGCGCCAUACAUAAUGCUUUAUCAGCGAUAGUUUUAUAAUUCCUCGGAACAUUUUCCCAGUAGCAUUGUGGAGUUUCAGGCGUGCUGCAGUGCUUUUUUUUUUCUAUGGAGAGUAGUGGUUUCUUUCUUGGUGUCCUGCGAUGGAUGCCAUGCCUAUUCAGUGUUUUGCAUAUAAUACACUCAUGAAUAGAGAUAUUAACCUGUAACAGGGAUUGCUUAAAGCCUGAGCUGUUAUUCUGGAUUUCUUACUUACGUUGUUGAGCAUUCUGCGUUGUACCUUUCAAGUCGUCUUGGAUGGUGCCCACUACCAGAGACAGUAGUCACAGUAUUAAAUUGUCUAAAUGUCAGUCAGUCGUUACCCAACCCGCUACAUGCUAACACAGGGUCACGGGGGUCCGCUGGAGCCAAUCCCAGCCAGCAUAGGGCACAAGGCAAGAACAAAUCCCGGUCAGGGCGCCAGGACACACACACACACCCACUAAGCACACACUAGGGACAAUUUCGGGAUUGCCAAUGCAUCUAACCAACAUGUCUUUGGACUAUGGGAGGAAACCGGAGCACCCGGAAGAAACCCACGCAGACAAGGGGAGAACAUGCAAACUCCACGCAGGGUGGACUCGGGAAGCAAACCCAGAAUAUCUAAACUCUUUGAAUCUACUUCACAACCCUUUCAGGCUUUAUAUAAAUCACUGUUCUUGAUCGUUGAUGUUCUGAAAUCUUUUUUUUUUCCAAGCCAUGCUUCACAUACACAGAUGCUUCUUGUGAACAGCAAACUCAAAAUGUUUGUCUUUUUUUUUGUUUUUAAUAGGUCAUGUUAGAACUAAACCACACCUUCACCCUCAUUUCAUUGGUUGGACUCCACGUUUGUUAACUGCUGACUCCUAAUAACUUGUGCUAAAGUCAUUAAUCUUGGUGUUCACAUGCAUUUCCGUGAGAAUGUUUGAAUGAUGUAUUCAGUAUAUGCAAGACAAAUGCAAUAAUUAGCAGGUUAUUAGUUAAAACAGGUUGUGUUUUGUUCAUUAUUAUCACAUAGAUGAAGAUCAAAUUGUAUUUUAAGACCAACAUAUUCAUAAAUCUGUUUAUUUUCCAAAGGUGUUCACAUACAUUUUCUAUGUGAAUAUUGAAAUGAUGUAUUCAAUAUGUACAAGACAAAUACAAUAAUUUGUGUGUCAUAAGUUAAAACCGGUUGUGUUUGUUCAUUAUUUUAACUUAGAUGAAGAUCACAGUAUAUUUUAAGACAUAUUUUUUCAUAAACCUAGUUAUUUCCAAAGGGGUUCACAUACUUUUUGCAUGAUAUAUUAAAUAUGUACGAGAGAAAUACAGUAAUUUAUGUGUGAUUAGUUAAAAUAGAUUAUGGUUUUUCAUUAUUUUAACGUAGAUGGAGAUCACACAGUAUUAUAAAACCAAAUUAUACUCCAAUCCGGUUAUUUCCAAAGGGGUCCACAAAUAUUUUCCAUGUGAAUGUUUGAGUGAUGUUCUCAGUAUAUACAAGGUGAGAAGUUAAGCAGACUGACCCCUUUUAUUGGCUAACUAGAAAGAUUACAAUAUGCAAGCUUUCGAGGCAACUCAGGCCCCUUCUUCAGGCGAGAUGUAAGAUGCCUUGUAGAGCUCUUUCGAUCUCAGCACAGGCAUAACAUGCAUUUUAACAACAACAAGCAGCAAACCAAAUUGAAUGGCCUGUCAUUUUCUAAUCCGCUUAAUCCAGACCUCUGUGGCCGAGUGCUGUAUCCCAGCAAGCACGGGGAGCAAGUCAGGAACUAAUCCUGGACAGGAUGCCAGUCAUUGCAGGGCACUCAUUACAUCUCGCCUGAAGAAGGGGCCUGAGUUUCCUCGAAAUCCUGCAUAAUCUUUUUAGUUAGCCAAUAAAAGGUGUCAUUUUGCUUAACUUCUCACCACAUCCAUAAUGGCUAACAUGGUACAACACCCUAGUAUUACAGUAUGUACAAGGGAAAUACAAUAAUUUGUGCGUUAUUAGUUAAAACAAAUUGCAACUUAGAUGAAGAUCACACAGUAAAUACUGGACAAAAUUGUACAUAAAUUUGGUUAUUUCUAAAGGGGUUCACAUACUUUUUCCUUGCCACUGUUACUGUAUAUGUACCCCUCUCUUACAUUCCUGCUGCUUCAGCUGCCUAAUCAGCUUUUCCAGAUAAGAUCACAACUUUAUAAAUCAGAAGAAUGGGUUCAUGACAAUCAUUGAUUUAUACGAUCGCUGAAGUGUCUCAGCGUCCCAAUCACUGUUUCCUUUUUGGACGUCAGCGCUUUCUCCUAAAGAAAAAAAAUAUUGCUGCGUUUUCCGUUUUCUACAUUGAAUGAGCCUUUCUCACAGUUUCCAGCAGAUGCUUACCAAGCCACUUUUGCAACAUUCUUCUGGAUCAUCAAGCUGUAAAUUCUUUUUACAUCCAGAAAUAUAAAGUCUAAAAAAAGGCUAUGGAUUUUUUGUGACCUUUUGUACUGUUCUUUAUUUAAAUAACCUUUAAAUCUAAUAUGAUGUUGUUUGAGUUUAGAUAUAUAUUUAAUUCAUACUAGUGUACAUGGCAACUGAAGUCAAUGUGCAGUUUUGUCUGUAUGGUUAUAAAGCCCUAAAAUGGAAGGAUAGAUAUGGUGCGGUAGACUAAAUAUCAUUUACAUGCUGUGUUUGAUGGUUUCUCCUCUGUUGUUUGUUGAGCAGAGGGAAGUGUCCUGUUUUGGCUCGUUUGUAUCUGACGUCACAGUUGUGCCAUGUUGUACUUUACCCUGAUUCAGAUUUUUAGCACCUCUUCAAGUUACUGCUGAGGUCAUUGUAGGAUCCGACGACUGCACAUGUACUUAGUGAUGCAUUGUAAAGCACUGUUUCUGCCUUGUUUUUAAAUUCCAUGUUGCACUUUCAAAUUGUUCAUUUAUGUUAGUCCAGAAUUACUAAUAAAAUAAAUGCCUUAUUUAUUAGUGUUCAUACUAAUAACUUCGUAUAUGUUAUAAUGAAAUUAUAUUGAAUUUUGAUACACUCUGGAGAAACAAUUUUUUUUUCCAGAAACAAUAAGCUGCUUCCAUUCCUUUUAUAUUGUUUCACAGUAUAAACAAAUGAGAUGUUGUUACUGAAAUGCUAAACAGACGAAAUCGGAAAGCUGUUGAAUUCUUGUUGAAUUUUGUAAUGAAAAAUGUACCUGGUUUUCCUUGCAAAGAAAACUUGCACAUUUAUUGUCACCUUAAUUGAAAAUAAAGAUCCAUCCUUUUGUGGCCUGUU
Molecule: messenger RNA, 6606 nt
Organism: Erpetoichthys calabaricus (reedfish)
Lineage: Eukaryota; Metazoa; Chordata; Cladistia; Polypteriformes; Polypteridae
Product: coiled-coil domain-containing protein 106-like
Exons: 5
Coding region: 318-1226 (302 amino acids)
Cellular component (GO): nucleoplasm
Source: RefSeq, a predicted model, not a curated record